AGCCGUAAUCGACAACAUGGGAUCACAAGAUUGGGACGAUGUCUACUUUAUGGUCUCGAACAGAAAAUGUCCAGACCAAAAAGGCAUUCCAGAUGUGUUCCAAGUACCUCAAUGUGACGGCAACGAUGUUUACGAAUUGACUGCAGACGAACUCCAGCAUCUUUUGUCUACCAAGGCCAUGACUUCGGUAUCUCUUGUGAAGCAUUGCUUGGAAAGAAUCAGAAGAACAAACCCCGAUGCCUUGGCCAUUGCACAGGCGCUCGACGACGAGCGAGCAAAAGGCAAAACACGAGGACCACUGCAUGGUAUUCCUGUUUUGGUCAAGGACAAUAUGGCUACCAAGGACAAAAUGCAGACGACUGGGGGCUCAUGGGCCCUGCUCGGUGCAAUCGUCCCCAAAGAUGCCCAUAUCGUGCACCUUCUCAGAAAAGCUGGAGUCAUCAUCUUGGGUCAUUCAAACCUGGAUGAGUGGGCUGGCAUGCGCUCAAAGAUAUACUCAAACGGCUAUUCUGCACGCGGCGGCCAGACCAGAAACCCAUAUAUGCUCAGUCGGAGUCCUCAAGGCUCGAGCUCUGGCUCUGCCGUAUCUGUGUCCAGCAACAUUGUCCCACUUGCAUUCGGCACGGAGACUGAUACCUCGGUCAUCUGGCCGGCCAUGGUCAGUGGCAUUGUAGGUAUCAAGCCUACUGUCGGCUUGACCUCUCGCAGCGGCGUGAUUCCCAUCUCAGAGACACAAGACUCGAUCGGAACAUAUGGGCGAUGUGUAUCUGAUGCAGCCCGUGCUCUUGACGCGAUUGCAGGACCUGACCCAGAAGACAAACACUCGAUCGUUCCCGAGAGACGACAGCCGAAGAGUUACGUCGAUAGCCUGACAACGAGAAAGGCUUUGUAUGGCGCAAGAUUUGGUCUUCCCAUGAAGCGCUUCUGGGAGUUGGUGCCGAAGCAGCAAAGGAGGGUGGCUGAGAGGAUCCUACGAUUGAUCAAGGAGGCUGGAGCAGAGAUCACACCGGUUGAGAUGCCUUGUGCCGAGGAACGUAUCGCGCCUGAUGGUGGAUGGGAUUGGGAGCAUGGCAAAGAAGAAGUGUCAGAAUUCACCAUCAACAAGGUGGAAUGCUAUUACCUGAUGAACGAGUACCUCGGCAAACUCAAGAACACAAAUAUCAAGACCGUCGAAGAUGUCGUCCGCUUCAAUGAUGAGAACAAAGGAUCUCAAGGAGCCAACCCAGGAGAUCAUCCAGCCUUCCCUUCAGGUCAGGACAACUUCCGUGAGGUGGUCGAAGCAAAAGGAUUCAAAUCUCCAGCCUACUAUUCCGCUUUGUACCACAUGCGCAAGCAAUGUCGUGAAAACGGUAUAGACGCAGCCUUACAUCCGAUCAUCAAUGGCAAAAGAACCUCCCUAGACGCUCUCCUCUUUUGCGACGUCCGUGGUGCCGGCCAACAGAUCGCUGCCCAAGCCUGUACGUACCUCGCUUUUCCGUUCUGUACGUCGAGCACUACGCUAACAAUCAACGCAAANGCAUAUCCUGUCAUGACCAUUCCUAUCGGUCUUGAUCCUGAUGGCAUGCCCAUAGGUUUGAACCUCCAACACACUGCUUGGGAAGAAGCAACACUGGUGCGCUGGGCAUCGGCGAUAGAGGAUCUGCUGCGCGCAGAAGUUGGACCUAGAAACCCUCCUCGCUACCAGGACCAUCUGGCCAAGAACAUACCUGUGGAGAAUGAAUACAGGUAUCCGGGGGCGCCGCCUAGAUUCGGUGAUAGGCCUCCGCCCGCC
Molecule: messenger RNA, 1771 nt
Organism: Aureobasidium uvarum
Lineage: Eukaryota; Fungi; Ascomycota; Dothideomycetes; Dothideales; Saccotheciaceae
Source: the annotation of a GenBank genome assembly